Molecule: messenger RNA, 1516 nt
Organism: Lotus japonicus
Lineage: Eukaryota; Viridiplantae; Streptophyta; Magnoliopsida; Fabales; Fabaceae
Product: replication factor C subunit 2
Exons: 7
Coding region: 104-1111 (335 amino acids)
Biological process (GO): DNA-templated DNA replication; DNA repair
Cellular component (GO): nucleus; DNA replication factor C complex
Molecular function (GO): ATP hydrolysis activity; DNA binding; DNA clamp loader activity
Source: RefSeq, a predicted model, not a curated record
UAAAUCAAGGCAGCGGGACAAAUUCCCUCCAAGUUUGAAGUGGUUUUGGUUUGGGCAUAUAGGGUUUUGCUUCACUGUUCAUUGCCGGAACUGAACUGAAUCCAUGGCAUCCUCAUCGUCAACCACCACCAACACCACCGUCGGCUACGACGUCCCAUGGGUGGAGAAGUACCGACCCUCCAAGGUCGCCGACAUCGUCGGCAACCAAGACGCCGUCUCUCGCCUCCAAGUCAUCGCUCGCGACGGCAACAUGCCCAACCUCAUUCUCUCCGGUCCUCCCGGCACCGGCAAAACCACCAGCAUUCUCGCCCUCGCACAUGAGCUUCUCGGUCCCAAUUGCAAAGAAGCAGUUCUUGAACUCAAUGCAUCAGAUGAUAGAGGAAUAGAUGUUGUGAGGAACAAGAUCAAGAUGUUUGCUCAAAAGAAAGUAACGCUGCCUCCGGGCCGACACAAGAUAGUUAUACUGGAUGAAGCUGACAGCAUGACAACCGGAGCACAGCAAGCCUUGAGAAGAACAAUUGAGAUAUAUUCCAAUACUACUCGUUUCGCUCUUGCUUGUAACACAUCGGCUAAGAUUAUUGAGCCGAUUCAGAGUAGAUGUGCCAUUGUGCGGUUUUCGCGAUUAUCUGAUCAUGAGAUACUUGGUCGCCUCAUGAUUGUGGUUAAAGCUGAGAAGGUUCCCUAUGUUCCUGAAGGACUUGAGGCCAUCAUCUUCACUGCUGAUGGUGAUAUGAGGCAGGCAUUGAAUAACUUGCAAGCAACAUACAGCGGGUUCCAGUUUGUCAACCAAGCAAAUGUUUUUAAGGUUUGUGAUCAGCCGCAUCCACUGCAUGUGAAGAAUAUGGUGCGCAAUGUGAUUGAAGGGAAUUUUGAUGAGGCUUGUACGGGGCUCAAACAACUGUAUGACUUAGGAUAUUCUCCCACAGAUAUCAUCACCACACUCUUUCGUAUAAUAAAGAAUUAUGAUAUGGCAGAGUACAUGAAACUAGAAUUCAUGAAGGAAACUGGAUUUGCUCAUAUGAGAAUAUGUGAUGGAGUUGGUUCUUAUCUUCAGCUGUGUGGCCUAUUGGCUAAGCUUUUUCUAGUUCGUGAAACUGCUAAAGCUGCAUGAGUUAGUCCAAGUGCAACUAAGAUAUAUAUAUAUAUAUAUAUAUAUAUCUGUUCUUCCCUUUUCUGAUACUGAGAAUGUUCUGCUGUUCUGAUAACCAGAAGAUAUACAGUAAUGCUUCAACUUCUCUAAAUAUGUUAUGUUUAGGUAGGCUCAUUUUCUGAAAUAUUUUAUCUGUAUAUUUAGUUGUGAAUGUCAUUUUCUGAUUUUUAACGAAUCAACUUCUCAAAUCUCAAGACAUUCAGAGCUAUUGAGCAGUACAAGGUUGCUUGAAUGUGGUUUUUAGUUUUGACAAUGGAAGGAAGGGGAAGGCGUAAUGUUUUGCGUGUUGUCUUAAUAUUGUCUAUCACCUUCAUUUCUAUCACCUUCAUUUUGUUGAAGAAUAUAUUAGUAUUCGUUGAAGUGCUA